Messenger RNA from Fonsecaea multimorphosa CBS 102226, 672 nucleotides. RefSeq lists its product as uncharacterized. Lineage: Eukaryota; Fungi; Ascomycota; Eurotiomycetes; Chaetothyriales; Herpotrichiellaceae. The record is from RefSeq and is a predicted model, not a curated record. Bases 1 to 672 code for a protein of 223 amino acids. The transcript has a single exon.
AUGCCCAACCAAGACGACAACACCACCACCUGGGCUUUGGAGAUGAUGCACCGCUGCGAGCCACGGCUCCUGGUGCUGCGAGAACUGAGGAGCAUGGUCCCCGCGUUAGUCCAAUGUACCAACAACAGCUGGUUUCGCACCAUCAACAGGAACGCAAAUUCCUCAUACUUGUGUCUCUUCGACGGCGCGCAGUUGGAGCUCAAUUUCUCGUCCAUGACCACGCCAGAGUUCGGCUUCUGCUUCCCGAGAAGAUCCUUUGUUGCCGAGCGUGAACGCCUCGACGUCAAUGCCAUGCUCCAGCAGCAGCCUGCCACCACCACCACCGAUUGGGCCGGCUGGAAGCGGCGUGAACCCUCAGACUCGGAUCGCUUGCGGGUCAACAAGAACGGCUGGGAAAUCUUGUACUUUGUGCAACCCCCCAAGGGCGAGGUUGACAUUACAGUCAGCGAACUCCGCGCAGAACUAUGCCACACGCUUCAGAUCGAGACGGGGCGGGUUCUGUUCGGCGCGGGUCCUUUCCAAUGGGGCCCGGACUUUGAAGAGGAUGGGUUAGGCUUGUAUACUACGUACUUUGACACCGCCAUCGAUACGGGGGCGCGACAGAUGAAGACAGUAAGGGGGGCAGCCCUGAUCGACGUGAUUGAGAUUUCGAUGCAAGCUCAUUCAACCUGA